This is a messenger RNA of Sinocyclocheilus grahami, 2356 nucleotides long. RefSeq names its product RAC-alpha serine/threonine-protein kinase. The record is from RefSeq and is a predicted model, not a curated record. The coding region runs from base 215 to 1636 and encodes 473 amino acids. The transcript is spliced from 14 exons. Lineage: Eukaryota; Metazoa; Chordata; Actinopteri; Cypriniformes; Cyprinidae. Gene Ontology annotation, biological process: protein phosphorylation. Gene Ontology annotation, molecular function: ATP binding; protein serine/threonine kinase activity.
UGGUCUGUGUGGGUUUGUGUGAGGCAGACAGACAGAGAGAGACGUUAGAGAAGGUAGUUGUGCCUGAGAGUUGUAGGUCAGUGUGCACCUUUGCAUUUGCUUGGCAUCAUUACCACCUGUCCUGCUGAAUGUCUAAGCUGGAGACAUCCAACAGUUCCCACUUUCUGGUCCUGGUGCAAGUCAAAGGGACAAGAGGGUUUUCUCUCCAGCCACAAUGAGUGAUGUUGUCAUUGUGAAGGAGGGAUGGUUACAUAAGAGAGGAGAAUACAUAAAAACAUGGAGACCAAGAUAUUUCUUACUCAAGAGUGAUGGAACAUUUAUUGGGUACAAAGAGCGGCCACAAGAUGUUGACCAGCUGGAAACUCCACUCAAUAACUUUUCAGUGGCCCAAUGUCAGUUGAUGAAGACAGAGCGACCGAAGGCAAACACUUUUAUUAUUCGGUGCCUGCAGUGGACUACUGUUAUUGAACGCACUUUUCAUGUUGAGACCCCAGAGGAAAGGGAGGAGUGGACAAAGGCCAUCCAGGCUGUGGCAGAUAGUCUACAGAAGCAGGAGGAAGAGAGAAUGGACUCUUCACCCGACCCUAUGGACAUGGAGAUGUACCUGUCCAAACCUCGACUCAAAGUGACAAUGCAUGACUUUGAAUACCUCAAACUCUUGGGGAAAGGCACUUUUGGAAAGGUCAUACUGGUGAAGGAGAAAGCCACCGGAAAAUACUAUGCCAUGAAAAUUCUUAAAAAGGAGGUUAUAGUAGCAAAAGAUGAGGUAGCACACACACUUACUGAAAACCGGGUCCUCCAGAACUCCAAACACCCUUUUUUAACAGGUCUGAAGUAUUCUUUCCAGACUCAUGACCGAUUAUGUUUUGUUAUGGAGUAUGCAAAUGGUGGAGAGCUUUUCUUUCAUUUAUCGCGAGAUCGUGUUUUUUCGGAAGAGAGAGCACAGUUUUAUGGAGCAGAGAUUGUCUCAGCCCUGGAUUACCUUCAUUCUGAGAGAAACGUUGUUUAUAGAGACUUAAAGUUGGAGAACUUGAUGCUGGAUAAAGAUGGCCACAUAAAGAUCACUGAUUUUGGCCUGUGCAAGGAGGGAAUUACAGAGGGAGCAACAAUGAAGACGUUCUGCGGUACACCAGAGUAUCUGGCUCCAGAGGUUCUUGAGGACAAUGAUUAUGGCCGGGCGGUGGACUGGUGGGGGUUGGGUGUAGUCAUGUACGAGAUGAUGUGCGGCCGGCUGCCCUUCUACAACCAGGAUCAUGAGAAACUCUUUGAAUUGAUCCUCAUGGAUGAGAUCCGUUUUCCUCGUACACUUGGACCUGAGGCAAAAUCUUUGCUGUCAGGACUGCUUCAGAAAGACCCAAAGCAGCGGUUAGGUGGAGGUCCAGAUGAUGCCAAAGAAAUCAUGCAGCACAAGUUCUUUGCAGGCAUUGAGUGGCAAGGUGUUUAUGAGAAGAAGCUUGUACCACCCUUUAAGCCCCAGGUAACCUCAGAAACAGACACUCGCUAUUUUGAUGUGGAGUUUACAGGGCAGACCAUCACCAUCACACCCCCAGGCCAAGAUGAAAACAUGGAGUCCUUCGACAGUGAUAGAAGACCCCACUUCCCUCAAUUCUCAUAUUCUGCCAGUGGCACAGCAUAAAAACUCUUUAAAAGAAUACUUGACCUAGAAGUUUUUGUGAUAAUUUACUUUCCCCCAUGUCAUUCCAAAUCAGUUUGACUUUGUUCCUUAUGUGAAACCUAAAUAGAUUUUUUUUUAUAUCCUGGCAAAACUUUAAUUUAGUCAUUUUCUAUUUCGAGCUUCACAUCAUGUCCACACUACUGCAUCAGCUUCAGAUUUUCUACACUGGAUGUAUCAAAGUGAACGUUUUAGAUCCAUUUGACCAGUUGGCAGAAGUAAUAGAAGUGCAUGGAGUACACCAAAGAUGGAACAGGGCAUCAGUUUCCUGUUGGAUAUUUGUUGUGUUGUGCUUUGUCCAGUGUAGACAGCAUCACUAGUUAUAAUAGGUUCUGUUUGCUUUUGUAGUAUCACAUUACAGCGCUUGUAUAGACAUAGUGCGACAGUCACCACAUUUGGAACAAUAUGAGGUUAAAUAAAGAAUGACAGAAUUUAGAUUUUGGGGUGAACUUUUCCUCAUUCCUAAUCUCCACACUUUCUACACAAAUACACUCCACUGACACAGUGCUAAUAACUUAUCCAUAGCUACUGCUGCACUAUACUUAUUUUGUAGUAACACCCUUCUACAAAAGAAUACUGGAUUCACAAUGUAAAGAUUUUAUCAGUGAUCAUUAUUCAGUCCAAUUCUUUAUUGCUAGGUUUUUGAAACAGGAUUGAGUCUCUUUUAGUCAUUUGUACAUUUUU